Molecule: messenger RNA, 2118 nt
Organism: Fusarium redolens
Lineage: Eukaryota; Fungi; Ascomycota; Sordariomycetes; Hypocreales; Nectriaceae
Exons: 3
Coding region: 47-2107 (686 amino acids)
Source: RefSeq, a predicted model, not a curated record
UAAAUAAUAACCAACCUGCCUUUUAUCCCUCGCGACCAAAACUACAAUGGGAGGACCAAAUCCAAUCGAAAGCGAGAGAGUCGCUGACUCGAACAACAGUUUGGAAGGACAGAACUUUGAUAAUACUUCAGACACCUCUAAGAGAGCCAAUUGGAAAGUCAGCCUCAUCGGUGGUUCAUGUGCCUGCAUCGUCGUCCUUGUUAUUAAUCUUGGCGUUACCAUCUGGUCAAGCGUGAGCCUCAAAGGUAACGAAAACAGCGAAAGCUACGAACACGGCGAAAAGUCAAGCCGGAGGAUUAUCUACGAAGGAUCUUGCUCGAUUUCACGUACCCUCAGUGUCGUGAUCCACCUCAUUAUCAACAUCUUCGGCUCAAUCCUCCUUGCUGCGAGCAACUAUGGCAUGCAAUGUCUUUCUGCACCAACUAGGGCAGAUGUAGAUAAAGCGCAUGCACGCAAACAGUGGAUGGAUAUCGGGAUCCUCAGCUUUCGUAACUUGAGAAUGGUAUCUCGAAUGAGAGUUGUUCUUUGGCUGUUAUUGGUCUUAUCCUCAGUGCCCCUACAUCUUUUGUUCAAUUCAGUGGUCUACUCCUCCUUGACAACAUGGGGUUAUGAUACUUUUACCGUUGAUGAAGAAUUCCGACUCCUUUGGAAAGAUUCUGGAUAUAACCUCAAGGAUUCCCCGACGGAUGAGCAAAGAGUCGAGCAGAUGAUAGCCGGAGUCCUUGGACAGCUUGAUAAUCUUACUGCCUUGCAGUGUAUCAACGAGUAUGCCGUGGCCUUCCAAACAAAGAGACGUGACGUAUUACUCAUCGUCGACUCGACUGGAUCUGUGGCAACGGGGAGCGAGAAUCCCCACCCGCUUUUAUAUCGCAGCGCCUCAUGUGAACACCCUGCUCAUUCAGAUUAUGACUGGAUUUGCGGACACAGAGACAGAGGCUGCUCCCCGUGCCGGAGCGAGUUACCUGAAGUCAGGAGUCAAUCCGAUGUUUGGAGACCGUGGGGCAACCGCGUGAAAUAUUGCCUCAGCCAGCCAGCGAAAGAAAUGUGCCGGCUGAACUUUGACUUCCAAAUUGCCGUGGUUAUGCUUGUCGUCAAUUUCAUCAAAGCAGUUACACUAGUAUUCAUAGCGUUACGGCCACCGAAGGAGCCGUUGUUCGUUCUUGGAGAUGCUAUUCAAUCAUUCUUGAUAUCCCCGGGUGAGACGUCCGGUGGAGACUGCUUAGCAUCUGCGGGCAUGGUGAGGGCAGGUCAAUUCAAUCGACCUUGCAUCAUGGAUGCAAACCCUAGACGCCGAGGUGUUGCAGUCACCAGAAGAAGAUGGAUUAUCAUUCUUGUUAUGUACGGAACUGCACUUUGUGGUACUUGUUCUCUCCUGAUAUGGGGUGUUCUAGUACUUCCAGGUCCCAGAGACCUCAAGAGUCUUUGGGGUCUUGGAUUCGGCAGUACCAAUGAGCUAACAUUAAUAGGAUUGGGUUGGGAUGCCAAGGGCGAGAAAAGCCUCAUCUGGAAUGUCCUCUUGCCUAACCUUCCUCAGCUGAUUUUCUCAGUUCUCUAUUUUCAAUACAACAGCCUUUUUACCUGUAUGGCUGCAGCAAAGGAAUGGAGCAACUAUGGCCACAAAAGAAGGUCCCUACGCGUUUCCUCUAACCCAAGAGGUGAGCAACGAUCGCGAUAUUUCCUCCAGCUCCCAUACCGCUAUAGUAUCCCCCUCUUAGUAGCUUCGAUCUUGAUGCACUGGAUGUUGUCGCAGAGUAUCUUCAUUGUCGCUGUUGGAGAAGUGUGGGAUUGGAAAGUGCUCGCUUGUGGAUACUCGCCCAUAGCCAUCAUCUUCGUCAUUAUCACUGCUGUACUCAUGGCUGCUGCGGUUAUUGUCACAGCACUGCGGCGCUUACCGACUGCCAUGCCGGUGGCUGCGAGCUGCAGCUUGGCAAUUGCAGCUGCUUGCCAUCACCCAGAUAACAUACCGCAGCCGGACGCAUCCAUGUUUCCUCUCCAAUGGGGUGUUAUGUGGCGACAGAGAGAAGGAUCUGGUUGGGAGCUUACGGACCAUUGUGGAUUUUCUCAUUAUCCGGUUGAGAAGCCACAAGAUGGAAUUGUGUAUCGCUGAUGAUAGAUGGC